AUGGAGGAGUCGAAUAUCACCCUGCAGUGUUUCCUAAAGCUCGUGGAAUCACGCAAUUUCGCUUUGCAAGCAGCUCAGCCAGCCAAACCGAAAGUCAUUGUGCCCUUUAAACAACCUUCCAAGAAUCAACCUCAAUACAGAGGCGCUACCGCAUUCGUCGCCACAAACCCACCGUUCUGCAAUGUGUGCAGCAAGCAACAUCAUCAUGUCUACCACUGUGGCAGGUUCAUCCACAUGAAUUAUGAAGAGCGAUUAGCCCACAUCAACAGAAUGAAGCUGUGUCACAAUUGCCUGAAAUCACAUCCCAGUGAAAGCUGUAAAUCAGGUACUUGCAGGAAAUGCAACUUACCUCACCACACUUUGCUUCAUCCGGCUACGCCAUCAGCAAGCCCACCAUCAGAAUUAUCAUCGUCAGUCUCGGCCCAGACAAACCUUGGAUCACCAACCCAUUCUUUGAUUGCGGCCCUCGACCCGUCAUCUUGCUUCGAUGCAUCUAAUGUCUUGCUCGCCACCGUUACCAUCAACGUUUUGGACAGCCACGGACGUCCGCACGCCUGCCGUGCUGUGUUAGAUUGUGCAUCGCAGGUUAGCUUUAUUAGUGAAAAGUUUUGCAAACAACUCGUCUCAAAACCCAAGCAGCCAACAUGGUCAAUACAUUUGGCCGAUCCACACUUUCAUCGCCCGGGUAAGGUAGAAGUAUUACUGGGAAUUAAGCUCUUUUUUCAUAUGCUUGAGCCAGGCCAGAUUGCUCUCAGCACUGACAAUAGCCUACCAACACUGCAAAACACAAAGCUCGGUUGGGUGCUUGCCGGCCGUUAUUACGAGCCGAACAGAUCUGUUGGAUCUCACGCUUCGACUUGCUUGCUAGCAUCAACCGAAGACGAGCUUUCUCAGCAGCUUCGUAAAUUUUGGGAGCUUGAAGAGUACGCCGCAGCAUCCAGUUAUCUCACCGAAGAAGAGCAGCGCUGCGAACAACACUUUUCUGAGCAUACGUUCCGGGAUCAAACAGGCAAGUUUGUCGUUCGUCUUCCGUUCUUGCUCGAUCCCAACCAGUUGGGUGAGUCGAGGCAAAUUACAGAGAAAAGGCUUCGUCAUAUCGAGAAAAUGCUCGACCGUAACCCGGAACUCAAAGGUGAAUAUCAUGCGUUCAUCCGUGAAUAUAUUACUCUCGGUCACAUGUCACUGGUGAACGAUACCAGUACAUCUGCAAAAUCGCAGUAUCCAGAUGUGGUGGAAAAGGCACUAAAGGGCAUCUACGUCGACGACAUUCUUACUGGUGCUGCAACCGAAGAAGCAAAGCUGAUACGGGAGCAGCUGACUGAAAUGUUUGCGGCAGGGGGAUUUCAUCUUCGCAAGUGGGCAUCAAAUAGUGAAACCGUGUUGGAAGGCGUUAGUGAAGCAGAUUUAGAAGUGAAAAAGUACCAUCAAGACCCUCGGAAUGCAAUGGCAGCCGUGUAG
This is a messenger RNA of Sabethes cyaneus, 1458 nucleotides long. RefSeq lists its product as uncharacterized. NCBI's taxonomy places the organism in Eukaryota, Metazoa, Arthropoda, Insecta, Diptera, Culicidae. The transcript is spliced from 3 exons. The record is from RefSeq and is a predicted model, not a curated record. The coding region runs from base 1 to 1458 and encodes 485 amino acids.